Molecule: messenger RNA, 6115 nt
Organism: Lytechinus pictus (painted urchin)
Lineage: Eukaryota; Metazoa; Echinodermata; Echinoidea; Temnopleuroida; Toxopneustidae
Product: angiotensin-converting enzyme-like
Exons: 12
Coding region: 280-2304 (674 amino acids)
Biological process (GO): proteolysis
Cellular component (GO): plasma membrane
Molecular function (GO): peptidyl-dipeptidase activity; metallopeptidase activity
Source: RefSeq, a predicted model, not a curated record
AGAUAUAAUGGGCGUUACACCAAGUAGUAGAAGGAAUUUUCUUUUUAUUUCUUUGCCCCCUUUCACUGACGCCUUUGAAGACAAAUAUUGUUCCCAAAACAAUUCCCUAAAGAAAUAGAAAAAAAAGAGUAUUUGAGUUUGGUACGAAGUGUUAUUGACUUACUUACUUUGUGGCAGAUCAAAGCGAAUGUGGUAGGAUUUUAUUAGAAGCCUUUCAUUAAAGCCAAGUUGGUCGGAAGAGAAAGGUGGUCUAGACAUUGAACCAGAAUCCGAACCAAAAUGAUACGCGUUGGUGUCUUGUUCUCCGUCCUGGGCCUGGUCCUGUUUUCAGGACCAGGACCCUCUCUUGGUUUUAUUGAAACUCCGCCUCCUCCCGCCGGCAGUGUCAAUGAUGAAGGAAGUGCAACGCAAUUCUUGGAUGAAUAUAACACCGAGGCCAUGGAGGUGUACUCUCACUCUUCCUUCGAAGCGUGGGAUUAUUACACCAAUAUCACAGCUUAUAACCAGGAGAAAAUGGUCCAAGCAAACAUCGAAAGUGCAAAUUUUAGUAAGGUGAUGAGUGAGUACGCAAAUGCAUUCGAUCAGACGGGAUUUAGCAACGAUACCAAGAGACAACUCGAUAGCAUACGAUUUAUCGGAUCGGCUGCUCUGCCAGACGAUGAACUCAAAGAGCUUCAAGACAUUCUGUCUAAUAUGGAGACUCGCUAUUCAACUGGAAAGCCGUGUGAUAUGGAUGGAAAAUGUUAUUCUCUUGAGCCGGAUCUCACCCGGAUAAUGGCUACAUCACAUGAUUACUACGAGUUAUAUUGGGCCUGGAAUGCAUGGCGUGCCGAGGUCGGGGCACCUGCCCGAGAGGAUUACAAGAGAUACGUCGAGCUGAAAAAUCAAGCUGCGGUAGCAAACGACAAACCGGAUGCAGGGGCGUACUGGAGAUCUUAUUACGAAGUGGACAAUCUGCCAGAGAUCGCAGAGAAGCUAUACGAUGAGCUGAAACCCCUGUAUGAGGAGCUUCAUGCCUAUGUGAGGAGAAAGCUGUACAACCGAUACGGCUGUGAUUACAUCAACCUACGAGGACCUAUCCCAGCACACAUCUUAGGUAAUAUGUGGGCUCAGUCAUGGAUCAACAUUUACGACAUAUGCGAACCGUUCCCUGGAAAACAAGCAGUCGAUAUUACCCCAGCCCUCGUCGAACAGGGCUAUGAUGCUUUGCAGAUGUUCGAACUCUCGGAUGAGUUUUUCAAAUCGCUCGGUCUGAUCAAGAUGCCUCAAGAAUUCUGGAAUCAUUCCAUGAUUGAGAAACCAGAUGAUGGUAGGGAUGUAGUAUGUCACGCAUCGGCCUGGGACUUCCUCAAUCAAGUGGACUUCAGAAUCAAGCAAUGUACUGACAUCACCAUGGAUGACUUCAUCACGAUCCACCAUGAGAUGGGACACAUCGAGUAUUACCUUCAGUACAAGGAUCUACCCGUGGUAUACAGGGGCGGAGCCAACCCAGGAUUCCACGAGGCAGUGGGCGACGUCCUCGCUUUGUCUGUAUCUACACCAAAACAUCUGCAACAAGUCGGGUUGAUUGAUGAAGUGGUGGAUGAUGACGAGGCUGAUUUGAAUUUCCUAAUGAGUAUGGCUUUGGAUAAGAUAUCCUUCCUACCAUUCGGUUACCUGAUGGACCAAUACAGAUGGGGAGUGUUCAACGGAUCUACCACCGAAGAUCACUAUAACGAGGACUGGUGGAAACUAAGACUCCGGUACCAAGGUAUCAUACCGCCGACACCAAGGAGUGAAGAAAAUUUUGAUCCAGGGGCAAAGUACCACAUCCCAGCAGACGUGCCGUAUAUCAGAUAUUUCAUCAGUUUUGUCCUGCAAUUCCAAUUCCACGAAGCCCUUUGCCAAGCCGCUGGUCAAUACGGUAAUGCUGGUGACGAACCUCUAUAUAAAUGCGAUAUAUACCAAUCACAAGAAGCCGGUCAAUUGCUUGCUGACAUGCUGAAGAUGGGAUCGAGCAGGCCGUGGCCAGAGGCUCUAAAAGCCAUCAUUGGUAGUCAAGAGAUCAGCGCUCAAUCUCUGAUCAACUACUUCCAGCCUCUUAUUGAUUACCUGAAGGAACAGAACGAGAUGAAUGGAGACGUGGUAGGAUGGUCAGAGAUGUAUACUCCUAAAGGUGAGCUUAUAACAAUACAGGGGCCGCGGAAGCGGGGGGGGGGGGGGCUCAGCCCCCACUCUUUUUCCAAACCUGUACAAAAACGUAAAAAUUACCAUAUGAUUGUGAUUUUUUUGCAUGAUCAACCCCCCCCCCCCCCCCCACUUUGAAAACCGUUCCGCGGCCCCUGCAAUAAUUACACAAUAUAAUUAUCAUACAGUGCGGUACUUUUUGUUUUAGCAAUUCUAAAUAUUCACAACCAUUGUUAUUAUCAUCAUUAUUACCGGUGUGUUGGCUCAGUUGGUAGAGCGUCCGUCUCACAACCGGGAGGUCGCGAGUUCAAACCCGGCCUUGUCAGACCAAAAGACGUAAAAAGAUGGGAGUUGCUGCUACCCUGUUUGGCGUUCAACGAUUAAAGGGAUAGAGCCUCAUCGAUCUGGCGCUGCACAGCGGCUGCCGGGCCCACGAUCAGUUGGGCAAAACAAAUAUUCGGAGUAUUUAAUUUCAUGUCUAUUUGAACAAUAAUAUAUGGAUUUUCAUUUCAUUUUAUUUUUGUGAAUAAAAGUUGUUGAUGAUGAUGAUGAACAGCUGUUUUGUUUAUUUAUCUGAAAGAAAAAAAUCAAAAGCACUGGCUUCCCAAUUAUGUCACAUUAAUAAUUGUUCACAAAGUUGCUGAAAAAGAUACGUCUUUAGUUCAUAUUUGAAGGUCUCAAUAUUGUCUUUCUUUAAGUUCAUCAUGAAUUUGCAUUUGAAAAUAUUGCAAAUCAUUAUUUGAUAUAACAAAGAGAAUGUGAAAAUCGAUUGAUAAUCUGGUUGAUAUUGAUAAUCUAUAAAAAUAUUUUGAUGUUGAAAUGUGCUAUUAAAUCUGAAAAAAAAAGGCUUGGCCAUGCAUGGCUUGUAGAAUCCAUCAUUAUCAUGGAAUGAAAAAUUAUACAGUGAAGGAGCAAGGAGGCCAGAAAAAUGAAAACAACUUCUUGAUAAUAGGAAAAAUAUGUGUUUAUUUUGUUUCUUUCACUUGUCUUUUCAUACAUGUUUUCGUCUCUAUCCUGCUUGACCAACAUUGCAGAACGUAAGUAUUGAUCCUCAUGACUUGUAAUCAUAAUUUUCUUAGUGAUUUUUCUACAAAAAUACUAUAAUGUUUCAUUUAGGACAAAUUGCUGAGUAUGGAUAUGAAAUGUAUGAAUUCAUGUAAUGAGAUCAUCUACAAAAGUUCAAUAUUAUUUUUAAAUAUUUUUUUUCCAAGUGCCUUUUAUCACACAAAGUAACAAAAUAUUACAAGAUAUAAUGAAUAUGAAUACUGUGUAUGUAAGACUAACUUGGGUUCCUCAAUUUGAAUAAGCUAAAUAUCACACAAGACAGAAGUUCAUUAUCAUAUUCGUUUUUAAUACUCUCUAUUGGUAAUAGUAAUGAUGUCUUAACAUUUUGGAGUUUUGAUGGUCAUUUGAAUAUGAUGCCUACAUCGUAUCAGAGACGUGUAUGCAUUUUACCGUAAUUAAUUCAUAUAGUGACGUAAUGAGCUAAAAUUUUGAGGGGGCGUGAUAUUGCAUAUUGGGUCAAAUUUAUGAAAAGUUGAAACUUUUUUGGGGGGAGGCAGGCGUCCUAAGCCCCCCAUCUGUACGAAACUGAUAAAGUAUUUAUUUUUUUUACGAAAUUGCAAACGAAAUCCUAUUCGUUCUCUGUCUCUCUCUCUAUUCCAGCUGAAAUGGAGGACGAUUUGACAAAAUGGAAGAAGAGUUAUGAGAUGUGGCAGAUGGAGAUGAUGGAUUGGAAGAAAACAUAUGAAGAUUACAAAGAACACACCACCUGUGAUUAGAUUGACAGUUCCAAAAUAUUCAGAGUAACAUGAGAUUGUGGCAAUGAAGGGGCGGGUCUUGCUUUUUUUUCUUCGUGGAUUCCCAAACAAAAAAAGGGUAAAAUUAAACGUUGCUCGACAAGGAAGAAAAAAAAGAUGUAUAUGAAUGGUUUAACGCCUUCUUGAUUACUAUAAGUGUAUAUACUUAAUGAUUCUAAUUAAAGAGAUUGAGUACGCAGAAAAUGAUACAAUUUGGUAGUUAGAACAAGGGUGUACUUCUUUUGAUAAUAGUGGCGACACUCUUCACACUUUCUUAAAAGCGCGCCAUACAUUGUCUUUCAGGUGCGUGUAUACAUACUGCAGUGUUUUAAAAUGUUUUACGCAACUUUAAAGGACAAGUCCUCCCUAGGAGAAAAGUUUAUUUGAAUGAAAAGAGAAAAAUCCAAGGCAGCAAGCAUAACACUGAAAAUUUGAUCAAAAUCGGAUGUAAAAUAAGAAGUUAUGACAUUUUAAAGUUUCGCUUAGUUUCACAAAACAGUUACAUGCACAUCCUGGUCAAUAUGCAAAUGGGGAAACUGAUGAUGUCAUCCACUUACUAUUUAUUUUGUAUUUUGUUAUAUAAAAUAUGAAAUAUUCUAAUUUUCUCCUCUUUCCUCCCUGAACAUGUGGAAUUAGCAUUGUUUAAUUAUACAUGGUUCAGUCAAGUUGGUCCUUGUUGUCAAAUAUGUAAAAAAUGAAGUAUUGUUUAAUUCAAACAUUUAAAAAACAAAAUAAAUAAUAAGUGGAGGACAUGUCUCAGUUGCAUGUCACUGAGUUGUGCAUAUCACUGUUUUGUGUAAAAUAAGCGAAACUUUAUAAAGUUAUAGGUUGUUUAUUUAACAUCCGAUUUAAUGAAAUUUUCAGCAUUAUGCUAGUUUAAUUUUUUUCUCUUUUAUUCAAAUCAAUCAACAUUUUUUCUGGGGUGGACUUGACCUUUACCAAUUAUGUGUAUAAUGUAUACUCGUUUAUCGUAAUAUAUGUGACAAAACGGUGUAUCUCAUUUGUUGAAUUGAAAGUUGAAAUGAAACGAAAUUAUUUUUUCGGCAUUUACAAAUACAUAUUAUAUAUAAUACGGUGUAUCUCAUUUGUUGAAUUGAAAGUUGAAAUGAAACGAAAUUAUUUUUUCGGCAUUUACAAAUACAUAUUUAUAAAACAAAAAAAUCCAUCAAUAUUUUGCACUUAUACCAUCACCAUAGUAAUCAUUAAUUAUGAGAAUUGAGUACAUAUGCAAACUUGUGUAGCAUUUAUUGGGGCUCUAGCAGCUAUUGACUGUCAUUAUUUUUGUCAGAAAUAAAGAUAUUGAUUUUUAUUUUGAACAUGCAUGCUGUAAGAAACUGUGGGCUAAAUGCAAUGCUGGAUACGCUAUGUUGACUGAAUUAUAGGAUUUUGCGCCCUCUGGGGGUUUUUGUGUGUACUUGUCAUGCAAGUUGGGAUAACAAUGUGUAUCAGUGUCUAUUAUCUACUUCCCAUCUAUAUUGAUAAAGUUCAUAAUGAUUUUAAUAAUAAUUUAUCUGUCAAUAGUUUCUAGAACACACGUCAUUUUUGCCUAGAAUGAUAUAUGUUUGUCAAAAUUACAUUAAAAAACCACGUUAUACACGAAUGUUUGAAUAUACUCAGUAUUGCUCAGUUCAGCUGCAGGCUUCAUUUCAUGGUGUUAUGUAAUACAUGUGUUGUUGUCUCUGUAUGAACUAGAUAUAUCUGCAUUAUUACAAAGAAUUUCAUUAAAACAAAUUAAUGUAAAUUAGUCUUUAUUAUAAAAAAGUGCAUGAAGCUUGCGAUCAAUUGCAGACCAAUAUAUCGAUCACAAGUUUUACCAUUAACUGCAAAUUUGCUCUUUAUUGAUCGACACGUUUCAUACAUUAAAAAUGAAAUGAUUUUUAUGUAUUUUAUGUGAUUAAGCUCGUCAUUGCAAAGUUGAAAUCGAUAUUGAAAUGAAAUAAAAAGUUGUGUUAAUCCAUAAUUGAGUUUUUGCUGUACCUCUUGGUAAUUUUAAGACGACUCAUUAAAAUAAUGAAGUCCCUAAAGAUUGGAAGAAAAAUCAAUAUAUUCAACGUGAGAUUGUAACAAUUAUCAUGAACAGAUUGUUGUGGAAAUCAAGGGAGUUCUUUGAUUUUUAAAGAGAAUUUGUCCUAUUUAAUUGAAAAAUAUAC